Cylicostephanus goldi is the source of this 1587-nucleotide messenger RNA. The record is from the annotation of a GenBank genome assembly. NCBI's taxonomy places the organism in Eukaryota, Metazoa, Nematoda, Chromadorea, Rhabditida, Strongylidae.
AUGCGGCUUAAGAAGUUUCAGAAGAAGGUAAAGAAGAUGAGCGUGGAUGUGCCCACGCUAUACGAAAUCUGCCUACGUUUGGAAGAGAAUGGUGCAAAGAAUACGGAGGAUUUUCAACGCUGUAUUGAUGCAGUAAAGGAUGGGGACAUAUCUACGAGAAAACUUGCGAUACAAAUUGUCUUCAGGCAAGAGCUUUCAAAUUUACGUUCUGUGGCAUUCAUCAUUGUUUUUUUUCGGUUCUUCGAUACUUUCCCAGACAAGCGAGUCUCAGCUCUGAAUACCCUGUUGUCACAGCUGAAUGAACCGGAUGUGGAGGUCCAAAAAAUUGUCAUCAAAGGUCUACCGACAACGUGUCAAAAGCAUGCUGAUUAUGUUGAUCAGGUCCAAAAAAUUGUCAUCAAAGGUCUACCAACGACAUGUCAAAAGCAUGCUGAUUAUGUUGAUCAGGUAAAUCCCAAGGAAUCCCUUCUAGUGCGGAAAUCUCUUAGUACACUACUCGUGAGCCAUCCUAAAGAAACCGUGGUUGCUAUGUAUGGCGCCAUAAAUGAUGCUAAUACUAUCGAGGAGAAGGUUACAAUGCUUAGAUUCAUGGAUGAAAAGGUGUCGCGGUUGCUGAAGGCAGAGCUAACUCCACUUAUGAAAAAGAAGUUAUCGGAAAUCUAUAAAGAAAUGCUGAUCUCAUCGACUCCUGAUGAAAUUGAGAUUAUUCUCCGAUUUAUGGGAAAAGCAACGCAAAUAAAGGAGGAGGAGAAGUUGACCAUCUUCAAGGAAGCUUUGGACGAACUCGUCGACAAAGGAAUCACGUUCGAGGGGGAAAGUGCUACUGACAGUGGGCCAGAUUUCAUUUCUAUAGUGAACAACGUUGUUAAAGUCGUAUUGAUCCUCAAUUCUGCAGGACGCUCAUAUAAAAUGCCAAGAAAGAUGACAAACUAUUUGUUUUCGAAAUUCGGAAAGAUGCGUUUGAUCCAUGCUUCGGAUAGGAAAGAUAUUUUGAAGGUCCUUGCUUCGGUUACGCACCUUGGCAAUUAUGAAGAUCCUGACGAUUUCUCUUGCGUGAUCAAGCUCUUUGAUUAUUUGAGGAGUAUGCUUCCCAAUUCUCGUCCCAUCGAUCCAGAUGCUGUUGAUGGCUAUGUUGAUCAAGUUGAUGAUCAAGAGUGUGACAUUGAGUUUGCUGAGUUAGAGCUUGUCUUCAUCGUCCUAUUCAAUUUAUUGAAAAGACACCGAUUUAUUGCUGAGGAAUUGAUGGCAGUGGGCGAUAUUUGGAAGCCGAAGCUCCAGUACCUCGUGAAUGUCAUCAGAGUUUUUACUCAACGCUUGAAGCGAAAAUUAGACGAAGAAAGUGGAAAUGGCGAAGAGCACUCAAAGGAUACCAGACUCUUGCUAGUAGCUAAUAAUGUAGGCCUGAUCGCGAAUUGUUUCUUGGUCAAUAUCUGUGACCUACACGUCAAGUUCUUACCGUCUUGGUCACAACCGCAGAAACGUCAUUGUGAGUACCAUAUAUCACAGUCUUCUUAUUCGCUUAUGCUUUCUAAUUUCUGCUUGCAGACAGCGUUCGACACAAAUCGCCUUCGAAAAGGAGAAGAGUAG